Molecule: messenger RNA, 600 nt
Organism: Rhizophagus irregularis DAOM 181602=DAOM 197198
Lineage: Eukaryota; Fungi; Glomeromycota; Glomeromycetes; Glomerales; Glomeraceae
Source: RefSeq, a predicted model, not a curated record
AAAAAAAAAAUUAAAAAAUGGAGUCACUAUACAACGAGUUAAGAAUCGAAAUAUUCAAAUUUGUAGAUACACCAAUUUCACUCGCUCUCACUAAUAAAAAGUGGUAUGCAAUCUCGCAAGAUCCGCAGUCUCGCGCCGAUUGGCUAAUUUAUAAGUACGGUCAUGCUCAUGCACUGUUCCAUGCAGUAAGACUUGGGAACAGCUUUCUAACAAGCGAAGUAUUACAUUCUUUGCUAAGUAAAAAUGCAAUAAUUUCAAGAUAUUUCAUACAGCGUCUAUUGAUGCAUUUCGGACCAUAUGAUGAAAAGUUGAUUGAACUCAAAAUUGAGCAUGAUAAUGUGAAUCAGGUCGAUUUUGAUAGAAUUCGAGCCUUUCAAAAAAAAUUAAGUUCUCCAUGGGCAUCUAAUUUACCCUUACCAAUUUUUACAAAAUUGAUUACUGCGGGUUAUAAUAUUUUAAACGAUGAAAAUCUCGUGAUCAAAGGAAAUGAUAUGGAAUUAUUUCAUUUUCUAUCAACUGGCCCUUUAGUAAUUAAUCAAGCACCUCAAAAACUCUUUCAAAGUCUUGGUGAGGAUUUAAUAAUAAAUAAAAAAUUCGUAC